Messenger RNA from Monodelphis domestica (gray short-tailed opossum), 5705 nucleotides. It is a transcript of the gene HTR1D, whose product is annotated as 5-hydroxytryptamine receptor 1D. The record is from RefSeq and is a predicted model, not a curated record. Gene Ontology annotation, cellular component: plasma membrane. Lineage: Eukaryota; Metazoa; Chordata; Mammalia; Didelphimorphia; Didelphidae. Gene Ontology annotation, molecular function: G protein-coupled serotonin receptor activity. Gene Ontology annotation, biological process: regulation of behavior; regulation of locomotion; smooth muscle contraction.
AUGCCCCUCCAGAACCAGUCAGCUGAGGACUCUCCAUGGAGCCCUCCCAGCAAACCCCUGAACUCAACAGAAAUAUCGGAGGUAUGGGAUGCCCAGACACUCCAGGCACUCAAGAUCUCUCUGGCUGUGAUUUUAGCUAUCAUCACUCUUGCCACCAUUCUCUCUAACACUUUUGUGAUCAUCACAAUAUUCCUUACUAAGAAGCUCCAUACACCAGCCAAUUAUCUCAUCGGCUCCCUGGCCGUGACGGACCUCUUAGUCUCCAUUUUGGUGAUGCCCAUCAGUAUCGCGUACACUGUCACUCAAACCUGGACCUUUGGGCAGAUCAUGUGUGACAUCUGGCUGUCCUCAGAUAUCACCUGUUGUACCGCCUCCAUCCUCCACCUCUGCGUCAUUGCAUUGGACCGAUAUUGGGCCAUCACCGAUGCCUUGGAAUACAGCAAGCGCCGUACAUUUGGCCGGGCAGCGGCCAUGAUUGCCAUGGUCUGGGUCAUCUCUGUGUGUAUCUCCAUUCCCCCCCUUUUCUGGAGGCAGGCCAAAGCCCAUGAAGAGCUGGCAGACUGCCUGGUGAACACAUCGCAGAUCUCCUAUACCAUCUACUCCACCUGUGGUGCCUUUUAUAUCCCAUCUGUGCUGCUCAUUAUUCUCUAUGGCCGGAUCUAUGCUGCUGCUCGAACUCGGAUCCUGAAGCCACCUUCUCUGUAUGGGAAGCACUUCACCACUGCUCAUCUUAUCACUGGUUCUGCCGGCACUUCCUUGUGUUCCAUCAAUUCCAGCCUCCAGGAGGGGCAACCCCAUCCGGGGGGCUCACCACUUUUUAUUGGUCCUGUGAAAAUCAAGCUAGCUAGCAGCCUCCUGGAAAGGAAGAGAAUCUCAGCAGCCAGGGAGAGGAAGGCUACCAAGACCCUGGGGAUUAUCCUGGGGGCCUUCAUCAUCUGCUGGCUCCCUUUCUUUGUCGUGUCUCUGGUCCUACCCAUCUGCCGAGAUGCCUGUUGGCUCCACCCAGCCAUCUUUGACUUUUUCACAUGGUUAGGCUAUUUAAAUUCCCUCAUUAACCCAAUAAUUUACACUUGGUUUAAUGAAGAAUUCAAACAAGCAUUCCAGAAAUUAAUAAGGUUCAGGAGAGGGCCCUGAUUUUAAUCUUUUCCCGCUUGCUGUUGAAUCCUUUUAUCAUUUGUUCAUUAAAAUCUGGAGAGGAAACAUUUCAUAUAAUUCACAAUAACUCAAAUGCCAAACGUCUUCUCUGUUAUUCUCCAGAGAUCAUGAAUUACUCUCCACCUUAGACCUUGAAUAGUACUUUAUUUCAUUCCUCUCCGAUGUACUGAUCACAAUGUAUUUAGUUUGUAUAUAUUUUGUAUUUACUUACCUAUGUCCAAUUCCUCCCAAAGAAUGUAAGCUCCUGGAGGGCAGGAAUUGUUCUUGAUUUUGUCUUUGUAUCUCUGGCCCUUAGCAAAUGCUUAUGGCAUUGAAUUUAAUGUAACAUUGUAUAUUACAGUCAUUUGUGUUUUCGUUUUCUCCCUCUAGUAAUCUGAAAGCUCCAUGAGGACAGGGCCACGUCUUCCCUAAAUUCUGUAUCUCCCCUCAGCGCACAGCACAAUGUUCUAUACAUAAUAGCUGCUUGAUAAGCAUUUAUUGAGUUGAAUGAAUAUUUCAAAAUCCCUACGCUGUCCACAGCCCUUUGCUAGGCACUAUUGAGGAUGCAAAAAUGAUAAGAAGCAGUCCUUGUUCUCCAGGAGCUGACAGUCUAGAAGGUGAUGAGACAUGUGUACAGUUAAUGACAUUGCAAGUUGGAAUGUGAUAAAUGUAUAAGAGGAAGAAGAAGUGAUCCCAUAACAGAACCCAGUUUGAAGGGUUCUUUUUUCCAGGGACUUGGAUAUUUCCAGAGCACUGUUCUGAGCUUACUCUUCCUAAUGCCUCCAUUGUUUCUGAAUCACCCAGAAUUAUGUGACUGCAAAUGAGUGGAAAUCUGGUUAAACUUUGCCCAACAGAGGAGCUGACAGAGAUUCAGUUAACCCUGGGCUUCUGCUUUGGGGAAUUUCAGGAGAGGUCUCUGAUCCUUGGGGAGAAGACAUCAGCCCAAGAAGAGGAUCCAUCCAGAAAACAGGUCUUCUUGUCUAUGGCAGAUUUAUAUAAAAAUCAAGGAAGUAAUAAGAAAAGAGAACCCAUUGGCUUGGCUCCAGUGACAAUUUCCCAAGUCUUCAGAGAAUCUGGAGACCGGAUGGCCAAGGCAAUUACUUCAACCUGGGUGAUUUUAGAAUUAGUCUUGUUUACCUAAGAUGGUUAGGGAGUCCAGAAGACAACCAGGACAAGAACCUAGGAUUCCAAAGACUAUGAAAUAUUGGAAUGAACUCAAGAACACAAAGUGUCGUUAGACCUGGAUGGGAUCUUAAAGACUCUCUAAUCCAACCUUCUUGUUCUAUGAAGUAGUAGUGGGUAUGCUGUUUAGAUUAGAUUAGAAGCAAUGCUAGGUACACUGAAAGUGUACCUGAGGCUACCACCUAAUCCCAUACAUGCAGCCUUGUCCUCUUCUUUUUCUCUCUGGGUUCAAAGGUAAUCUAGUGGAAAUGUUUUGGAAUAGUCUUAGAAUUGACUACAUAGAGCAAAGUUCUCCUGGAAACUGAGGCUUAGGGAGGGCAAGUGAUUUGCUCAUGGUCAAGUUCAGAAGUAUUUCUUUUGGUACCUGAGCAGUGUAAAUAGAACUAACUUGAUUGAACUCUUAAAAAGAACUUUCUCACAUACCUUUUGGAGGGGAAAAAACAACACUAAGACUUUUUUUUGGUGCUUGAGAUACACAGAAAUCUGGAGGUGGGCUUAGAAAGAGCAGGUAGGCAUCCUAAUAUACUCUGUCAUGCAAUGUGUCCAUUCUAUGUGAGCACUGAUGAUAGGGAUCAGUGCCUCUAUAAACAGUGGAAGGAGGCACUGGGCUUUUGCCAUAAUAGCAGAAAAAAGAAGAUAAACAUACAAUAAUGGGAAACUGCCAUCUACCCCCUAGAUUGUAACUACUGAAAAAAUUAGCCUCUUCCCUUCCUUUAGUUCAUCUUGACACAAGAGUCUGUCCUCAGUACCUGUGCAUAUGACUUGAUGCCCACUUACCACUAUUUCCUUCCAUGUGGCAAUUCCCCUGCUUCUAGUUCUCUUGAUGGAAUGACAAUUUACUGUGUGUCUUGACUUCUGAUUUGUGGGUGUGUUCCCACUCACCGGAGUCUCAUGCUUCUUGCCCUAGACAUGAUGAUUACAGCACUCUCCUGUGCAGUGCCAGCUGACUGGCCAGGAGCCCUUUCUUGUAGUGUUCUCCCGCAGCUCUCUUGCUCACUGUAAGCUAUGUUACAAUCUGUAUUCCUCAUGUGAAGAAGCACUGUUGGAUGGCCCUGGAAGAUCAAGCAUUAAAUGGGUAAUAGGAAAGGAGAAUUGUAGAAAAUUAUUUUUUUACAGUUGACUGUCAUUCUAAGAGAUGGAGUCUUCUAUAAUAAAAAAGCAUGAGAAAUGACCAAGGGUGAUAUCUUUUUAGUUAUUUUCUUCUCCCUACCCCGGGAUGGAAUGGCAUUCAGUUGUGAAAUCAGGAUAUCAGUGAGAGCCACAUCCAUGCCCCAGAGGAGAGCAACCAGGAUAGUGAGGGGUUUGGAAACCUCAUUUCACAAGCAUUUGUUGAAGGAACAGAACUUGUUUAGCCUGGAAAAGAGAAGACUUGGUGGAGGCCAUGGUAGGUGGCUUCAAAUAACUCCAGUGUUGUCCAAAUCACUGAAUCUCAAAAUUAGGAGACUUUAGAGGAGAUCUAUUCCUGUCUACACCACUCUCCUACAUCUGUAGCAGGUGAUCAUCUAGCUUUGCUUCAUACACCUAAAAUAAAGGGGCACUUGCUACCUCUACAGGCAAUUCCCACUCUUGGAGAAUUAUCUCUCAUCAUUAGGAAAUCUUUUCUGAAAUCAAGUCUAAAACCAUCUUUCUGUAACUCAUUCCCCUACCCACUGGAGGAAAAGUGGAAUGCUUUUUCACAUAGCAGCCCUUCAAAUACUUGGUGGUAUAUUUGAUGGUGGUCCCAGCCCAGUUUCACCAGUGACUUCACUUAUUCAGGCUAACGUUCCAAUUCCUUCAACAGUGACAUGUUUUCUGUAUCCUUUACCAUCCUUGCUGCUGAAAACUCCAUAUACUCUUAAGCCCAUUAUGAAAAAGAGAUAGGUACCAGUGCAGGACAAUUAGGAUCAAGGGUUAGAAGUAUCAGAGAAUAUAAUUUGCCUUGGUCUUAAGGAUUUGGGGGCCGCUAAGUGACUCAGUGAUUGGCAGCCUGGCCUAGAGUCAGGAGGUCCUGGGUUUAAAACUGACCUCUGACACUUCAUAGCUGUGUGACCCUGGGCAAGUCACUUAACCCUCAUUGCCUACCCUUACUGCUCUUCUGCUUUGGAACCAAUACAUAGUAUUGAUUAUAAAAUGGAAGGUAAAAUGUAUUAGUUUUCUACCUCUCCUAAUAAAUACAAAAUCCUUAUAACAAAGAAGUAUAGUCAAAGAAAAAUUUCUCACAUUGGCCACAUCCCAAAAUAUGUCUUAUUCUAUAAGUUAUUUCAUCAUCUCUAUUAUAUAUUAUUAUAUUAGCAUUAUAUAAUAUUACAUAUUAUACCAUUACUUCCCUAUUAUGGGUCAAGUAGAAUUCUUCAGUGUUUGUCCUCUGCCAUUAUGGUUGAUUAUUGCACUGAUCAGAGUUCUUAAGAGCUUCAGAAUGGUUCAUUUUUACAAUAGUGAUAGUAUCAUAUAAACUUUCUGGUCCUGCUCUCUUCAUUUUGCAUCAGUUCAGGAAAGUCUUCCUAGGUUUCUCAGAAAUCAUAAAGCACAUUAGUAUUCUAUCACCUUCAUAUACCAUAACUUGUUCAGUUAUUCCCCAAUUGGUGGGUAUUGGUAUCUGCUUAAUUUCCAGUUCCUUGCCACCAAAAAAAGAAAGAUUAUAUUUUUAUACAUAUAGAACCCUUCCCUUUUUUGCUAGAUGGCCUCCUUCCAGAUAAGUUAUAGAGUAGGAGUUAUUAAACACUGUGCCAUGUGUCAUGUACUGCCAUCUUUGAAAAUCUGAUGAAGCCUAUGGGUUCAUUCUCAGAAUGUUUUUAAAUUGAUGAGAUAAAACAUAUAGAUUACAAAGAAUCAAUAAUACCAACAUUUUGUUAUAUUAUAGCCAAUAUUUUAAAAUUUAAAAAACUUCACAAAAUUCAGGUUAAGAACCCAUGUUGUAGAAUCUGUUUACUAAACUAGAUGUUAGUUAAUGUGAAAUCCCUUUGUGAUUUUUAAAUCUCCAUCUUGCUUGGUAUAGCACCCAAAAUUGUGCACACCCACACUACACAGGCAUGUGCUAGUCAAUGGUAAAUCAGAGAUAUCUAACUGCCCACCUGGGCUGUCCCAAGCCAAGCUUGAGCCACCAUUGGCAUGUGUGAGGUGCAGGAAGUGAGGUAGAGAACAGCCUCUGGAGUUCACUCACUUCCUGUGGACAGGGCAAGGUGCAGUUCAUUCUAGGAGCUCGAGCAGGGAGGAGGCCCACAGGCAGUUUUCCUUCAGAUCAGUCAUGUGAGUCAAAGGACUGAUUCUCUUCUCUACCUUGGCCUUCCAAGACCUAGACUCCCUCUGGCUCUGCCAGAAGGUUGAGUUAACCUCUUUCCUUGCCCCCUUCUUUCCUUCUCUCUCUCUCCUUCUCCUUACCCCUGUUGUAAAUAAACUGCCAUAAAACUGCA